Molecule: messenger RNA, 939 nt
Organism: Asparagus officinalis (garden asparagus)
Lineage: Eukaryota; Viridiplantae; Streptophyta; Magnoliopsida; Asparagales; Asparagaceae
Product: protein RKD1-like
Exons: 5
Coding region: 84-824 (246 amino acids)
Molecular function (GO): DNA-binding transcription factor activity
Source: RefSeq, a predicted model, not a curated record
CAAGGAUGUCAUUUCCCUUCAACAUUUAGAGCACAGAUUGUGAUUAAUUCCAGAUUUAUAACUGGGUUGGUUAUGAAGGACAAAUGACUGCACCAGAUUACUUAGAGUUGAGUGGAUUUCCACAUUGGAGGGAUUGGCAGUUGGAUUUUCCAGUAGUAGAAGAAGAUGUUGUAGAGGCAGUUCCUCUAAUGCAGCGAUACCAAUGGGAGCCUCUCUUCCCUCCUCAUGAUGAUCUCUUCGAAGUGGAAUUCAAUACCCUGCUUGAUGAAGAAAACCAUAGGCCUUGGGAGAGCACUCACAUGACCAAGAAAAGAAAUUUAAUAGAAGAGAACAAUGGAAAGGAGAAGGAACUGUGUAUAAGGGGUAGCAGAGACGAGAAGAACCUAACGUUUGAAGAGGUGUCAAAGUACUUCUAUAUGCCAAUAACUCAGGCAGCGAGAGAGCUCCACGUUGGGCUCACUCUUCUGAAGAAGAAGUGCAGAGAGUUGGGGAUUCCUCGAUGGCCUCAUCGCAAAAUGAAGAGCCUGCAGGCUCUCAUCAAAAAUGUUCAGGAAUUGGAGAGAGAGGAAGGGGAAGCAGGAGAAGUGCAGUUGCGGAGCACGAUAGAGAUACUGGAACAGGAGAAGAAGUUGAUGGAGAAGAAGCCGGACAUGAAGCUUGAGGAGAAGACCAAGAGGCUUAGGCAAGCUUGCUUCAAGGCCAAUUACAAGAAGAGAAGGCUGACCCUAAUGUCCGCAGCAGCAGAUCAGGAGCAGCACUCUCCCGCUUCCCUUUGUAAUGGAUCAGUUCUUGAGUAUUUCAACGGUCAAACUAAAAGAUUUUGAGCUCAAACAUGAAUAUUAUUAUAAGUAUAUUAUAGCAGGCUGACCUUAGUUCUAGCUUCUUUUUUUUCCAAUCAUUGUAGUAGACUAAAUAAUUAGCCUCCUUUGAUUUUGGUUU